This is a messenger RNA of Triplophysa rosa, 2255 nucleotides long. RefSeq names its product UDP-N-acetyl-alpha-D-galactosamine:polypeptide N-acetylgalactosaminyltransferase 14 (GalNAc-T14) (gene galnt14). The coding region runs from base 205 to 1869 and encodes 554 amino acids. Gene Ontology annotation, cellular component: Golgi apparatus. The record is from RefSeq and is a predicted model, not a curated record. NCBI's taxonomy places the organism in Eukaryota, Metazoa, Chordata, Actinopteri, Cypriniformes, Nemacheilidae. The transcript has 16 exons.
GAUGAUAUUAAUCAAGCGUCACUCGCCUUCUCAGCAAGUCAGCGCUGCGAGCACGAGAGCAACAAACCCAAUCCUGGAUAGGCGAGAGGGGCAGUGCGCGAGCGCGGCGCGCAGGGAUAAUUCGCCGUGCGUCCACUGACAGAAGAGGAGCGAGUGCUUUUCAAACUGUCGGGAGGAAAAUGAAGCGUUAACCGCCGUUUAAAAAUGAAGAGGCUUUCUCGAAAGCUCACUUUAGCUCUCGCGGCGCUGUUUUGGAUAGCCGCUUUAUUGUAUUUCAUAUUGCUGAAUAGUCGGAAAAUACUACCUGACCAAAGAAACGAAGAACCGCAAGUGAAAGAGAUUUCAGAUGCUGAGUGGGAUGACCUGCUGGAAGAGUUUGAAGAGAAAAGCUACCUCAGCGCUCACAGAUGGAAGCCGGGCCAAGACCCCUACAGUCUGUAUGCCUUCAAUCAAAGAGAAAGUGAGAGAAUCCCAAGCAACAGAGCACUUAGAGACACGCGGCAUUAUAGGUGUACAACACUGCACUAUGAUCCUGACCUGCCACCCACCACCAUAGUGAUCACGUUUCACAAUGAGGCACGAUCCACCCUACUGCGCACAGUGAGGAGUGUGUUGAAUCGAACCCCUGUGCAUCUGAUUCAUGAGAUCAUACUGGUGGACGACUUCAGCGAAGAUCCAAAUGACUGCCUUCUUCUCACCAAGUUGCCCAAAGUAAAGUGUCUUCGCAAUAAACGCAGAGAAGGACUAAUCCGGUCCAGGGUUCGAGGGGCGGACGCUGCCGGUGCCAGGAUCCUGACUUUUUUGGACAGUCACUGUGAGGUCAAUAAAGACUGGCUGCCACCACUGCUGCAGAGGGUCAAAGAGGACUCAACCUGUGUCGCCAGCCCUGUGAUUGACAUCAUUAAUAUGGACACGUUUGCCUACGUUGCAGCUUCUUCAGACCUCCGAGGAGGCUUCGACUGGAGUCUACAUUUUAAAUGGGAGCAACUGUCUGCUGAGAAGCGAGCCAGGAGAGCUGACCCCACCGAGCCCAUUAAAACACCCAUCAUUGCUGGAGGACUGUUUGUUAUCGACAGAUCGUGGUUCAAUCACUUGGGAAAAUACGACACAGCCAUGGACAUCUGGGGAGGGGAGAACUUCGAGAUCUCUUUUAGAGUAUGGAUGUGUGGAGGAAGUCUGGAAAUUGUUCCCUGUAGCAGGGUCGGCCACGUCUUCCGCAAGAAACAUCCCUACAUCUUUCCAGAAGGCAAUGCCAACACAUACAUAAAGAACACCAGAAGGACGGCCGAGGUUUGGAUGGAUGAAUUCAAACUCUUCUACUACUCUGCUCGACCAGCUGCCAGGGGGAAAUCCUACGGAGACAUUCACGACAGGCAGGAGCUUCGUAAGAGCCUCGUAUGCAAAUCCUUCAAGUGGUAUCUGGACAACGUCUAUCCAGAGCUCAAAAUUCCAGAUGAUUCGGAUGCCAAGUCUGGUGCGAUUCGGCAGAGGCAGAAUUGCCUGGAAUCUCGUACCGUUGAGGGACAGGAUCUCCCCGUGCUCACGCUUGCACCCUGCACUGGCACCAAAGACUCACCAGCGGCCAAUCAGGAGUGGAUCUACACCCACGGACAGCAAAUCCGCCAGCAGCAACACUGUCUGUACGUCUCCACCACUUUCCCCGCCUCCCAGAUCCUGCUCGUACCCUGCAACAUCAGCGACGGCAAGCAGCGUUGGCAGAAAUCUGGCACUCACCUGGAGCACUUGGCAUCUCGUUUCUGCGUGGACAGCGAGAUGGCUCUGGACGGCAUUGAGAGCAGUAAAAUGCUGGUGAUCAGCCCGUGCGAGCUGUCAGCCCACACUCAGAGAUGGGAGAUGCCUUUCUCGUGAUUUUUCCUCCCUGACCUCGUCUCACCUCUCGGAGCUCAGCUGGAGUCAGAAGACACAUAGAAAGACAGAGAAAGAGAGAGAGAGAAAGAGCUCAGUGUGUACCUCCAGGAGGGGCGACAUCUGUGUCCUGCUGCUCUGCUGUGUUCUGCUCCCUUUGUCUCUUCAGCAUAUCACAGGAUCCCCUGAGUGUCAGUCAUACCGAUGUUCUCCAGAACAAAGAUUGGCAGUUGGACCCACAAAAACCUGAGGAACACACAUCAAGUGUGACACACUGAAGAACAACGCACAAACUUUUUACAAUUUCUUUUUACCUUCAGCCCCAAUACAAAGCACUUGUAUGAUCUGCUUGCACAUUAACAUACAAUAAAUGCCCUAUUUUUUCUUAA